CAGUAAAUUCUACGCCCCCCGGCAUGAAUCUAACCGAUUCAACAGAACGAAAAAUCUAGAGGGUCUCGCGUCGCCUUAAAGCUCAGAAAGAUUGGACUCUGAGACGCGCACCCACACACACAUACAGAGGCAAUAUCAUAAAUGGGUUCUGCAUGCAAGGAUGUCAGGGAAGAAGUCAUUCAGGCAUGGUAUAUGGAUGACAGUGAUGAAGACCAGAGACUUCCCCAUCACUGUGAUCCCAAGAAAUUUGUAUCCCUAGAUCAGCUUUCUGAACUUGGAGUACUCAGUUGGCGUUUAGAUGCUGAUAACUAUGAAACGGAUGAGGAAUUGAAGAAAAUUCGCGAGGACCGUGGAUACUCUUACACGGACCUUAUUGAAGUUUGCCCAGAGAAGCUACCCAAUUAUGAGGAGAAGAUAAAGAACUUCUUCGAAGAACAUCUUCACACUGACGAGGAGAUCCGCUACUGUGUGGCAGGAAGUGGUUAUUUUGAUGUGAGGGAUCGAGAUGAUGCUUGGAUCCGUGUUUGGGUAAAGAAAGGGGGAAUGAUUGUCUUACCUGCUGGAAUUUAUCACCGUUUCACGCUUGAUACAGACAACUAUAUCAAGGCAAUGCGACUGUUUGUCGGCGAUCCUGUUUGGACUCCGUUCAAUCGUCCUCAUGAUCAUCUAGCUGCAAGGAAAGAGUAUCUUGAAGCUUUUGUUCAGACUGGAGGUGGAAGUCAUGCUGUUGAUGCUGCAGCUUGAAAUGUGUCGCUGCUUUUAUAACAUAUCCAUGAAUUUAUAAGUGUGUAUGCUUAAGUUGCUUAUAUGGGUUGGCUUGCCGGCUUAGUCUUUUACAUGCAACUGGCAUAAAAUUUAAUCUCAGUUUGUUUUAUCAUUAUGUCCUUAAUAUGGAAUUGUGUGAUGUAAGCUUGCUUUUGUGAAUGGAAUAUGUAUGUUGAUCUAGA
Molecule: messenger RNA, 947 nt
Organism: Cornus florida
Lineage: Eukaryota; Viridiplantae; Streptophyta; Magnoliopsida; Cornales; Cornaceae
Product: acireductone dioxygenase 2-like
Exons: 7
Coding region: 142-744 (200 amino acids)
Molecular function (GO): acireductone dioxygenase [iron(II)-requiring] activity
Source: RefSeq, a predicted model, not a curated record